UAGCAAAGGGUUUGUUUUGGUUUCUUCACGUGUGUUUAAUUAUUUUUAUAAAAUUUGUUAAUCAACCGAGCCAGCAGUGAGUAUUUCCAGAAUGAAAGUUGCAAUUGACGACGUUGUACUGCCAGGUGACGUUUGUGAAGACAUCAUAAAAGCCGGCGAAAAGAGCAGAGUGAUCCUCGGGCCUGGCCUGCGGAAAGAACUAGACAAAAUAUUUAUCACAAAACCUGGAGUUCUGAGGAAACGAGCGCCAAACACUUACUGGGUGGACAGCUACCAGAAGCGAUACGUUCCUUCGCGAGGGGAGAAUGUUAUAGGUGUUGUUGUUCAGAAGGCUGGAGAUGUGUUCCGCGUUGAUGUUGGAGGCAGUUGUACGGCCACACUUUCCUACUUAUCCUUUGAAAAUGCCACAAAAAAGAAUAGACCAGAAGUUCAGAUAGGCGACAUUGUGUAUGCCAAAAUGCUAGUGGCAAGUAAAGAUAUGGAACCCGAGAUUGUGUGUGUGGACUCAAAUGGGAAGAAGGGUCGUUUAGGAGUUCUCAAUGAAGGCUUUGUCUUUAAAUGCUCCAUAAAUCUAGUUAGAAAAAUAUUAAAUCCAAAUUGCCCAUUACUAAAUUCUCUGAAAAACGAAUGGCCGUUUGAACUGGCCGCAGGCAUGAACGGGAGAAUUUGGAUAAAAGCAAACUCCAUGAGAGAAACAAUAGCGGUAGGAAAUGCUAUCCUAGGAUGUGAAUAUCUAAAUAGUGAUGAAAUCAAGAGCAUGUGUGUGAAUAUUGCUAGCAUUCUUGCUGGACAUGUCUCAUAAAAUGCUUGCAAUAAAUGUUAUUUUACACAA
Molecule: messenger RNA, 832 nt
Organism: Ostrinia furnacalis (Asian corn borer)
Lineage: Eukaryota; Metazoa; Arthropoda; Insecta; Lepidoptera; Crambidae
Gene: Rrp40
Product: exosome complex component Rrp40
Exons: 1
Coding region: 92-802 (236 amino acids)
Biological process (GO): exonucleolytic trimming to generate mature 3'-end of 5.8S rRNA from tricistronic rRNA transcript (SSU-rRNA, 5.8S rRNA, LSU-rRNA); CUT catabolic process; U4 snRNA 3'-end processing
Cellular component (GO): cytoplasmic exosome (RNase complex); nuclear exosome (RNase complex)
Molecular function (GO): RNA binding
Source: RefSeq, a predicted model, not a curated record